Bombina bombina (fire-bellied toad) is the source of this 2534-nucleotide messenger RNA. Its product is annotated as desmin-like. Gene Ontology annotation, cellular component: Z disc; sarcolemma; intermediate filament. Gene Ontology annotation, biological process: skeletal muscle organ development. The transcript has 11 exons. Lineage: Eukaryota; Metazoa; Chordata; Amphibia; Anura; Bombinatoridae. The record is from RefSeq and is a predicted model, not a curated record. Bases 81 to 1433 code for a protein of 450 amino acids.
GUAACCUGAGUACUCGCUUGUUGGGGAUUCAGCAUCACACACCGCGGACAGCUACCUAGGACUUGCUGCACGGAGCCAGAAUGAGUACCAGCCCAGAGAGAAUUUCUUCCUACCGCAGGCACUUUGAGGAGUUGGACAGCAGUUCUGUUCUAAGGGUGAGAGUGAGCAGUCCAUCCCCUCCCAGGCAAAGGAGGUCAGCCAGCUACACCCGCAGGGCAUGUGAAGAGAUCCAUGUGGCAAGGAGGAAUGUUUCAGCUAGCCGCAGGCCACUCAGUAUGGGGGCCCCCUGUUUUGCAGCUCUGUUUGCGCCUGUGGUGGACAUAGAAGCGGCUAGUGCAGCAAACCAAGAAUUUCUUAAUACUAGGAGCAACGAGAAGCAGGAGAUGAUUGUCCUGAACGACAGACUGACCAAGUACAUAGAGAGGGUUCGGGACCUGGAACAGCAGAAUGCAACGGUGCUAUGUGAGGUGGAAGCCCUGCGUCAACGCUGCCGCAAACCGUCUUCACUUAGGGCACUGUAUGAGGAGCAACUGCGGGAACUGCGCAGAGAGGCAGAGCAGGCAAAGUUCCAACGGGAUGUAGCAGUGGCUGCCAAGUCAUCAGUGACUGAAGAACUCAACUCCACCAAGAAGCGCUAUGAAGAUGCAGUUGAGGCCAGAAAAAAGGCUGAAGGGGACAUUGAGGCUUUCCGCCCUGAUGUGGAUGCUGCCACUGCAGGACGCAUUUCUUUGGAAAAGCAACUGGAGAGUCUGGAAGCUGAAAUUGCCUUUUUGCAGAGAGUACACGGUGAGGAGAUUGAAGAACUAAUGAAGCAGAUCUACUCUGGAACCGCCCACUGCGAUCUCUCCUUCUCCAUCCCAGACUUUGCUGCUGCUCUGAGGGACAUCCAGACAGAAUAUGAGCAAAUUGCAGCCAAAAACCUGCAGGAGAUGGACGAUUGGUACAAAAACAAAUUUGUUGACUUCAAUCAAGCUUCUACAAAACAUGUAGAAAACGUGAGACAUUAUAGAGGAGACAUUGCAAACUACAAGAGAGGCAUUAAGGGGAAAGAAAUGGAACUGGAGUCUCUGAAGAAAAGAAAUGCAGCUCUGGAAACUCAGAUCAGUGAAACUCAAGAAGCAAACAAAAAUGAGAUAGUAGAGCUACAGGAAAAAAUAAGGAGGCUGGAAGAUGACUUAAAGAUUUUAAAGCAGAAAAUCGCUCUGCACAUGAAAGAAUAUCAAGAUUUAUUGAGUGUAAAGAUGGCCCUGGAUAUUGAAAUUAUAACAUACAGAAAGCUAAUUGAAGGGGAAGACAGCAGACUCACUACUUCAGUGAGUGGAGUGCACCUCUGGAGCAAAGAGUCAGGUGCUGGGCAAGUGACUGCCACUGAGAGUGUAUCCAAGCGGCAGUCUGUGGAGGUGAAAACAAAGACAAGUGUUCUCAGAAGUUAAACUUAAGGAAGAGAAGAAAGGCUUUGGAAAGUUAAUCUAAGUGUACCUUGUGAAGGUGGGAGGAGCAGUCCACAACAAAUAUGAAAAUCAAAAUCACCCACACUAAGAGAUGUGUACGACUCAUGAAAAUUGAAAAAAGGCAAAUUGAAGUCUCUCAGACCAAUAGAUACAACAUGCUGGGUUACCUAUUGUACACCAUCCUGUGUAAUGGAUAUAACUGCCAGACAAAAUAUACAUAGUUUAUAACUGAUAUAUGACAUCUAGGCCAAGCAAUACAGGCAUACAAAUGGAUGCAUGUUAUGCUGACUAACGUCUACAUUUUUAUUUAGACUAAUUGACUCAAAGAUUAGCAGGUACAAUAUAUAACUCAGGAGCCACAGAGAAAAAAAAUGGGAAUUGAGCUGGCCUAACCCCAACCCUUCAACCACUAUCUAUAUGUUUACACCAAAUGGUGCACCCAUAUAAAAUUCCAAUUGGUAGUUACAUCCAUGCCUUACUGAACCCAAUUUUUUUCUUUAAUGAUUCAGAUACAGCAUGCAAUUUUAAGCAGCUUUGUAAUUUACUCCUAUUAUAUUUUUUCUUUGCUUUCUUCCUAUCUUUAUUUGAAAAGUAGGAAUGUAAAGCUUUGGAGCCAGACCAUUUUUGGUUUAGCACCCUGGAUAGCGCUAGCUUAUUAGUGGCUACAUCGUUAAAGAAAAAAAUUGGGUUAAUAUCCCUUUAAGGCAUAUUUUGACCAAUAGAUUUAUAGAAUAUUUGAUGGACGAGUAGUUAAAAAAAAGAACUAACAAAUACAAAUAGGAGCUCAAGAUUAUGAACAAAUGAAAACCAGGCCAAUUGACAGAUUAAAACCUGGAAAUGAAUCAUACAGGCCACAACUAACCAGAUAUUAGAUAACAGACUCAAACUAAGAACAUGUUGUUUAUCUAGGUGAGUGGAUUCAUGACUCCUGCUACUGCUCUCAUUUACUCUACAGUGUCUGCAUUCUUCAGAUGGGAUUCUCAUUGCAGAUUCUUACACAACUGUCUAACAAUGAUUAAUGCUAUGGAUUCAUUUAUUGGCUUUGCUAAAUAAAGCACACAAGCAAAUCACCAACAGUGUAAA